AGGCACCAAACAACACGGGAACGGGAUUAAGGAGCAGGGCCGAGGGAGUGCAGAGCCCGGAUCGCCCCCUGCGGUUCCAGGUGACCAGGAGAGGGGGGUUACAUUGAAGGGUGGAAGAGGCUCCAGACGGUGUGCCGAGGCGCUCUGUCGCCAGCCAGCAUUUGCUUGGAAGCUCCCCUCUUCAAGUUGUCAGCAUACAGCGAUAUUACCUUAGGAGGCUGGGCCGCUUGCUCUUGUUGUUGUGCCGGGGAUAGGGACUGAGAACGGACCAUGGCGUUGCCUCUGGUGCUGGUUUGGACAGCGCUGUGUACCAUGCUGGGAAGCGGACUAGGAGCGGUGGAUAGCGAGCACUCCACGGAUGGGGAGUGCAAAGUGAAAACGGUCAGCGUGUCGGCGCUGCCGUUUCUCCGGGAGAACGACCUGAGCAUUCACACCUCGCUGUCGGCCGAGCCCAAACUCCUGUUCUCGGUCAGGAACGAUUUCCCCGGAGAGGUGGUGGUUGUAGACGAUUUGGAGAACACGGAGCUUCCUUAUUUCGUCUUGGAAAUAUCUGGCUACACCGAAGAGAUUCCAUACGUUCGCUGGAGGCAACAAUGGCUGGAAAAUGGAACCUUGCUUUUCCACGUCCACCAUCAGAAUAUCGCUCAUCGUUUGCCAGGCCUGAUCCCAACCAUCUACUCCGAGUCGGACUCGGCUGAGGACGAACUCCGGAUCCUUCACAUUUCUGUGAUGGGGGGUAUGAUCGCUCUGCUGUUGGCCAUCCUCUUCCUUGUGAUGGUGCUCUACACCAGGAGGCGGUGGUGCAAGCGUCGCCGCGUCCCACAGCCCCAGAAGAGCGCCAGCGCCGAGGCGGCAAACGAAAUCCACUACAUCCCAUCCGUACUGAUGGCCGGCCAGAACCGGGAGAGCCUGCGCAACUCCCGGCUACAGGGACACAACUCUAGCGGCUCCAUCAGCAUCCGUGAGACCCCGAUCCUGGACGGAUACGAGUACGACAUCGACGACCUCCGCCAGCAGCUGCAGAGGGAGUGCAUGAACGGCGGUGAGGACUUCGGCAGCCAGGUGACCCGCACCUUGGAUUCCCUGCAAGGGUGCGAUGAGAAAACCUGCUUGGAUCUGACUCCAGGAAGUGAUACCACCAAGUUGUCGCUCAUGAAUAAGUACAAAGAGAACUUCCUCGCCACCAGCCCUGUGGACAUCAGCCACCAACAGACAGCUCUCCUCCCACGCAGCACCUCCGGUGGACAGAGGAAGCGUUUCACAAAUAAAUCCAGAGCUGGAUCGGCCUUUUUGAACCCUGAAGGUGAUUCGGGAACCGAAGCAGAUAAUGAACCUCAGCUGACCUUUUACACAGACCCUUCCCGCAGCAGACGUCGGAGCAGAGGAUCUCCGCGAAGCCCCAUCAAUAAAACCACCCUAACACUGAUAAGCGUGAUAGGAUGUGCAAUUGGGUUGGUUUAUGGCUCCCAUCUGACCUGUCCCCUGUCUGUGAAAGUUGUUCUUCAUGUGCCCGAGCACCUUAUUGCUGAUGGCAGCAGAUUUGUCUUGCUUUACGGAAGCCAACUCAUUGCUCGUGACUGGCUGAAUCCGGCCCAGGUAUUACUGUACCACCAGCAGAAUAGCAGUGGACCGUGGAUCAUGGAGUUAUGUGGAUGCCGUCUGAUCGACCCUUGUGAACACGAGUGCGACAUAGACACAGGUGAAUGUGAAUGCCAAGAGGGGUACACACGAGAUCCUGUCCACAAACACCUUUGCAUCAGAAAUGACUGGGGAACAAAUCAAGGACCCUGGCCAUACACCAUGUUUCAACGUGGCUUUGAUCUCGUGAUGGGGGAGCAGCCAUCUGACAGGAUAUUCAGGUUUACCUACACGCUGGGAGAAGGAAUGUGGCUGCCACUGAGUAAAAGCUUUGUCAUUCCCCCAGCUGAGCUAGCAAUCAACCCAUCAGCUAAAUGCAAAACAGACAUGACUGUGAUGGAGGAUGCUGUUGAGGUCAGGGAAGAAGCGAUGAUCUCCACUUCCUUUAAUAGCCUUGAGGUACUUCUUGACUCUUUUGGCCCCGUGAGAGAUUGCACAAAGGAUAAUGGUGGCUGCAGCAGAAACUUCUGCUGUAUCUCGGAUCGCAAGCUUGAUUCAAGUGGUUGUGUGUGCCCUCUGGGACUCAGCCCAAUGAAGGAUGGCUCCGGCUGUUACGACAGGCAUAUUGGCAUUGACUGCUCAGAUGGAAUGAAUGGAGGUUGUGAGCAACUCUGCCUACAACAGACCGUGCCUCUUCCAGAUAACCCCUCACUCUACAACAUUGUGAUGUUCUGUGGUUGCAUUGAAGAAUACAAACUGACUUCAGAUGGACGGAUGUGCCAACUUGUUUCUGAAUCCUGCACCGGUGGCUCAGACUGUGCUGAGGCCAACAUUUCUCUGAAUCAGACUUUGUUCAGGGACAUCUUCUAUGGAUACAAUAACCAGACUAAAGACCUUGCACUUGGCCAAGUGUUCAUUGCAACAUUCAGACAGAAGAAUUUUGUGACCGGCAUCCAGCAGCAGCUGCCCGAUGGAAUGGUUGUCUCGGCUCUGCCCAGUGAGAACCAGUGCCAGGAACUAUUAUCCGACCCCAUCCCAGAUCCGGACUACCUCACAGGAAUGGUGAACUUCAGCGAAGUGGCGGGAUAUCCCAUGGUGCAGCACUGGAAGCUGAAGUCAACGCAAUACCAUGUGAAGCUCAACCAGCGGGCACUCUCUACAGUAUUCAGUCAUGCCAUCCAUUCAUUGGAUGGAGCCACUUUGAGGAAUGACUUUGCUUCUGUGCUGGAGGAAUUUGGCAAUCACUACAUUCAAGAGGCGCUCUACGGAUUUGAGGAGACUUGUACCAUUUGGUUUCCAAAUCGGUCAGUUCAGAAGCAAUUAUGGAUGGAGUACCAAGAUAUCAGCAAAGCCAAUUCUCCAUCUGACGAAUCUGAGGAACAUGAAAAGGAUCCCAAAUCAUUAACUUUUCCAGCCUACGUUGGAAGCCUUCUUGACUCUGGCGAUGAGCUCAUGGCAUCUGGAGUGAGGAUGUACUGUGACAACAGGGGAGGUUGCCCAUCCUCCUGUCACCUGUGCCACCCAAAAGGGGGCCAAAACAGGCAAGAAGAACCUGUGUUGCUGGAAGUCACCAAGGCAGCUCCACUGUCUGAACUGCUCAGCGAAAAUGAAACGCAAAAAGCAAUCUAUGAAGCAAUGUUGAGUCUACUCUGGUGUUCGGGAGGUGGUGAUGUCAUUGAUGACUGGUGCAGAUGUGAUUCUACAACCUUCAGUGUUGACGGACUCCCGAACUGUGCUCCACUGCCUCAGCCGAUUCUGAGGCUGUCACCUGCACAUGAGCCAAGCAGCUCGCUGGUGGUUUUGGAGUGGGACCAUACCGAGCCUGCCAUUGGGGUGAAGAUUGUAGAUUACCUGAUCAGUUUGGAAAGGGUCACCAUCACAGAUCGAGCAGAGAUGUCCAAGGUUGAGACAGAAUCGGUAUUGAGUUUUGUCGAUGACAUUGCCUCUGGAUCCAAGACCCCUUGUGUGAUGUUGGGGAAAGUUCCCGACACAGUGUCAAGUUCCAUAUCAUUAAUAAUCAGAUGCCUUGAGCCGGAUACUACAUACAUGUUUACCUUGUGGACCGUAGACAACACUGGGAGGCGCUCCAGGCCAAGUGCAGUUGCUGUCAAAGUGCCCUGUCCGCUCGUGGAUGAUGUCAAGGCUAAAGAAAUUGCUGACAAAAUCUAUAACUUGUUCAAUGGCUACACAAGUGGAAAGGAACAGCAAACUGCAUACAAUACGCUAAUGGAUCUGGGCUCCUCUACACUACACCGUGUCUAUUAUCACUACAACCAGGACUAUGAGCACUUUGGAGAAUUUACUUGGCGCUGUGAAGAUGAAUUGGGACCAAGGAAGGCUGGUCUGAUCCUGUCCAAAUUGGAAGAGUUGAGCAACUGGUGCAGAAGCCUCCUGUGGGAGCCCAAGAUCACCCUUCGCCGUCUCUCCUUGAAGUAUCUCUCCUGCCGCUACAGCGAAAUGAAGCCCCCGGGAAUUAACUGGCAGGAGCUGAACACAGAAGUCAAAAAGAUCUGUGAGGAACAGUUCCUGACAGUGCUGUACAAUGACUAUGGAGAACAUAAAGAGUUCUGACAGAGGAAUGUGUUUUGUGGCCAUUCCCUACCCCUCCCAUCUUCUCCCCCCCGCACCCCCCUCCCCUCCUUCGCCAGCAGGUCACACAACCUUCUGGGUUGAAUGUUGCUUGGCUGCCUGCAGUUGUUUUGUGGAGAUUGUUAAACCCCAUGCUAACUCUGGUAUGGCUAUAAAACAAUGAAGCUGUUUGGGUAAUGUCAGCCAAACAUGUGGAUCACUUGAUUUUAACUUUUUGAUGAGAAGCUGGAGGAAUCAGGGGAAAGAUUGGAUGGUGAUGCUGGUGUUUGCGUUAAAUCUUCUGCCAUUGCUGUACCUUCUGCUGGUUGGGGCCCCCAUGUGUAUGGAGAUUGCUUUGCUGGGGAUUUUCCAUUUUUGGUGAACCAAAGGCAGCUUUAUUCAAUGCUCAUUUGGUACAUAGAGUCGCCACGCAUUGCCAAGUCUAGAAUUGAAUAGGCAGUGGAUUCUGUUGGGAUAUUGGAAUAGGAUCAUGUGUUUUGUGAUAUGACUUGCACCCAUGUUAACUCAAUGCCUCCUCGUGUUUUGAAUGGACCAAUUAUAAAGGCACUGAUUUCCCACCUGGAAAGAGGCUGGCUGCUAUGAUAUUGGUCCCCUUCACAAGAUGGUUAAUGGAUGUCUGAGGGUUGAUGUAUAGAGCAAAUUACUAUUUACCUUAGAUGGACACAAAAUGCUAGAGUACGUGAGCGGGCAGGCAGCAUCUCUUGAAAAAAGGAAUAAUUGACGUUUAUGCACGAGACCCUUCUUUAGUCUGAAGAAGGGUGUCCACCCAAAACGUCACCUAUUUAUUUUCUCUGGAAAUGUUACCUAACCCGUCAAAUUACUCAUCAUCUUUUGUCUAUCUUUGGUGUAAACGAGCAUCUGCAGUUCCUUCCUGCACUUACUAUGUGCCUAGUUUGUUGUGAAGGACCUGGUCAAUGGAGAUAGUUUAGCAAUGGCAUCUGAUGCCCACCAUCAGCCAGAGCAUCAUUCUUUGUAUUGGGGAUUCAGACUUCUCUUGGUCCCUAUAAUCACAAGACUGAGAAGUGAAUGGUGACAUUUAGUGAUGUUCUAGUGUUCUUGGGAAAUCUGCCGACCUCGGUUCAGCAGGGACAUUCUUUGCGGCAUAGUGGAAAGUAGAGACACACACACACACACCUUCACAUCACCCAACCCUUUGUUCCGUUUCUCAAUUAAUUGUAUAUGUGUAACACAUUGAAUCUGCUGUGCACUAUCAGAUGGCAUUCUACAUUCACUCGAACAUAAUGGCAAACCCAUCCCAGCUCAUUCGUCAGAAUAAAACAAUUCUUCAGGCAUCCCCAGGCAUGCAGAUUAGAUUAGACUAGUGAAUUCCCUGCCAGCAUUAGGCACAUCUGAUACAAAUCCACUUUACACAUAGUCAGGUGCAUGGUCUACGAUUAAGUGUUUUAAUAUUUAUUAAGUAUCGCCUUUUUAUAUAUUAUAUAAAUUAAAAAGAAUCAACUUUGAAGAUUACUGUAGCAAAGGUAUAAAUGCUCAAAAAUGUGAUGUAGUAAUAUUUUAUGUGGCUCUUUGUCAGAACUCAGUAGCUGCUAACACUUUAUCAGCCAUCAAAUUACACAAAGUCUGGUGCCUGCUAAGAAAUCACUUCCCCUCCACCGAAUAUUGGCUUUGGGGCUCACAUUCAGGGUGCAGGAGCUGAAAUCAAUUGUAGUUUGUGACCCUCUGCCCAAUUCCAGAUGAAACACUCAUCUACCCUUGUUAGAACCUCACUCACAGCAAGUCCUAAGGUCAGUCAUUUCUUCCCAUAUUCCAGCCAAAAUCAAGGGCAGAGAAGCUUUCAUUCUGCCUCUGCCCAGCUACACAGCACACUGGGUUUCUCUGCAGCAUUAUUACUUUAAUGAUCGGAGAAACAUGACUGUAGAGUCCAAAUUGCUGUUGCACUUAGUGCUUCAUGAAGGGAUGAAAGGCCGUUGAUAAUGAGAUAUUUUCACAAUGUUGUGUGUGUUUGCAGUCAUUCUCAUUAUUUCUCCAUUUGCAGCUUCAUUUAUACCCAUAAUUUUAGCUUUGUUUUGUUGCCUAGAACCGUGAAUUGACAUAAUGUAAAUAGAACACCGACUGUUUCCGUAAUUGUGAUGUGACGGUCUGAAGAAGGGUCUAGACCCAAAACGUCAUCCAUGCCGUCUCUCCAGAGAUGCUGCCUGUCCCGCUGAGUUACUCCAGCUUUUUGUGUCUACUGUGAUGUGACGCAUAUAUUUCACACAGUAAUCCUGACCAAAGAUCUUAUAGCGAGCAAGAUGGUCCACUCCGCUAAAAAGCCGUAGUCGGGUCAUCGGUAAUCUUCAGCGCCAUUUCCGUAACCGGCUUCAAUCAUGGCGUCAAGCUAAUUCAGGGAGAUUCUGCUACAUCAGGUUGAGAGAUUAAAGGAUAGACACAAAAUGCAGCGGGUCAGGCGGCAUUUCUGGACAAAAGGAAUAGGUGACAUUUCGGGUCGAGACCCGUCUUCAGACUGAGUCAGGGGAAAGAGGAACUCAAACCAUCCUCCCCCCUUCCCUCCGACACGGACACGCAGCGAUCGCUGCCCCCUCCUUUUUUUUGUUAAACCUGUGGCGGCUCUCAAGGGUCGGGCCAUCCUAACUAUCAAGCCCCUCGGCACGGGAAUGGUUGAGUCCAGAGGCGGCCCUUAGCUAGAGGGAUAAAAGGCAUGGGUUUGGGUGCCAUCUUCCUCUUGCGGCCAUCACUGAUACCAAGAAGGACAUAAUAAAAGGUACCUCCCGAAACACCUGGCUCCUCGCUUUUAUUUCGGGACUUACGCCCCACAAAUAUCUAUUUCCUUCGGGUUUUUGUUUUAAUUUCCCCCUUACCAUUUCCGUACUUUUUCUAUAGCUGCCAUGACCUUUAAGAUCUUUGAUCCUGACUGUGCUUGUCAUACAAUCCAGCUUGCUUCUGCUUCAUCCAACCAUCUUUCUCUCUGAUCUCUGGUGAAUCCAUCACCCCCCAGAACCUACUUCCACCAUUAUCUGUAGCUGUUGCUCUCUUACCAAAUGCCCACAGUUUAAUGGCAGCCAACAUUACACAGUGGCCUCUCUGCAUGUGUGUACGUAUGUAUUUGUGUGUGUGUCUGCAACCACAUCCCUGACCAACACAUAGAACAGUGCAGCACAGAAAUAAUCCCUUUGGCCUGCAAUGCCCAUGCCGAUCAUAAUGCCAAGUUAAACUAAUUUCUAAUGCCUGCACGUGAUUCAUGUCCAUCCAUUCCAUGCAUUCCCAUGUACAACAUAUUACAACAUCUGUGGUAUGCAACAUGUACCACAGACCUAUUAUAUUGCCCUUGGUUAUUCUUUCCUGAGAUUAAUAUUGCUCAAAUCAUACUUUAACUAAUGGGUGGCACGGUAGCACAGCAAUAGAAUUGCUGCCUUACAGCGCCGGAGACCCGGGUUUGAUCCUGACUACGGGUACUGUCUGUAUGGAGUUUGUACGUUCUCCCCGUGACUGUGUGGAUUUUCUUUGGGUGCUCCAGUUUCCUCCCACACUCCAAGACAGGUUUGUAGGUUAAUUAGCUUCGGUAAAAUUGUAAAUUGUCCCUAGUGUGUAGGAUAGUCCUAGAGUAUGGGGUGAUCGCUGGACUGCCAACAAUGUCCACGCUAUCCAAAGGGAAAUAUUGUCUUGUAAAGUAAAAUGGAAUUCACAAGUUCCUACUUAAACUAAGUAAGACUCUAGACAAUCCUCCCCUCUAGUUAUGUUUAAAACAGAGGGUGGUUGGUAUAUGGAGUGAGCUGCCAGAGGAGGUAGUUGAAGCAUAUAAUAUCACAACAUUUAAAAGACAUUUAGACAAGUACAUAGACAGGACGGUUUAGAGGGAUAUGUGUCAAACGUGGCAGAUGGGACUAUUGUAGAUGGGAUAGUUUGGUCAGCAUGGGCAAGUUGGGCAGAAUGGCCUGUUUCCCUGCUGUAUGAAUCUAUGACUCUAACAAAACAGUUGCAUUACCUACAUUAAUAAUCAGAGCCAAGUAGUCUAAUAUGGUCUGACACAAAACGUCACCUAUUCAUGUUCUACAAGAUGCUGCCUGACCCGCUUUUUUUGUAAACCAGCAUCUGGAGUUCCUUGUUUCUCUAGUCUUUGGCAUAUUUGUGCUGUCAAAACAGGUGUGGCUAUUUAAUGAAUGAUAGGAUUAACAGUAUCUUGGAUUCUUAUUGCUAAGUUGUUUCUGUAAUGUUUUAUUGCUUAGAACUUUAGAAAGAGCUAACCGAGGCCACCAUUUACAGCACAAAGCAGACACGUAUUGUCUGCACUGAACUGUAUUGCAUGAUGGGUGGACAUGGACUAUUUGUAGCCACAAGUUGGCAGUUUCCCUGCCUCCCACUGCAUAUAUUCACUUACACGUUCUAGAACAAAGACUGCAUUUAUAUUUCUCUUUGAGGAAAAGUAUGGCAAAUCAAACUAACAUACAACAUAUUCCACAGUUGGCUUUAAUGCGUUUCAACUCUGAGACCCCCUCGACCAAAAUAAGAGUUGCUUUAUUUAUAAGGGAAUAUAUUUUCAUUUGAGUCUAAAUUAAUUUACACUAAAUUUUUCAUUCUGUUAAUGAGGGCUUGGCACGAACGUGAACUGCUUGGCUCCAGUGUGAAUGUACGCAGGUAACUCAGAAGCAACUGGGGGGCUCCCGGCCUGUGGUCUCGUGGGUGUUUUGUUUGGACUGCAUUGCAGAAGUGGGCAGAGUGAAAGGUUUCAUUGAUCAGUUUAGCUGCUGCUUUCUUAAACCUGCUACAUCUGUUCUGAACAUUUAACUUGUGAGCAAAUAUUUUGAGACCUGCACUCAAAUGCACAGUGGUCUUAAAUCGGUGUUUGGACAUAUGUGCUCUGAGUUUCUACAAAGCAGGUUUUCAGUGGUGUAUAUGCUGAUGUAAAAUGAAAGUUUGUGACCUAGUAUCGUGCACAUAUGUUGGUUAUUGUUCCUUGAAUACAGUGACUGUUAUAACAUAAAGUAUUGAUUCCGAGA
This is a messenger RNA of Leucoraja erinaceus (little skate), 9122 nucleotides long. It is a transcript of the gene astn1, whose product is annotated as astrotactin 1. The record is from RefSeq and is a predicted model, not a curated record. The coding region runs from base 271 to 4149 and encodes 1292 amino acids. The transcript is spliced from 23 exons. NCBI's taxonomy places the organism in Eukaryota, Metazoa, Chordata, Chondrichthyes, Rajiformes, Rajidae. Gene Ontology annotation, biological process: neuron migration; neuron cell-cell adhesion.